Zootoca vivipara (common lizard) is the source of this 1011-nucleotide messenger RNA. Its product is annotated as vomeronasal type-2 receptor 26-like. Gene Ontology annotation, molecular function: G protein-coupled receptor activity. The record is from RefSeq and is a predicted model, not a curated record. Gene Ontology annotation, cellular component: plasma membrane. NCBI's taxonomy places the organism in Eukaryota, Metazoa, Chordata, Lepidosauria, Squamata, Lacertidae. Gene Ontology annotation, biological process: G protein-coupled receptor signaling pathway.
UGUACUGAGAGAUGUCUUCCAGGAUCAAGCAAGAAAGUGAAGGAGGGACAGCCCCCUUGCUGCUACGAUUGCAUCCCAUGUGCAGAAGGAAAGAUUGCAAACCAGGAUGAUAUGAAUGACUGUAAGAAAUGUCCAGACAAAGACUAUCCAAGCAAGAACCGGGAUGCAUGUUUACCCAAGGAUAUCAGCUUCUUGUCUUAUGAAGAACCAUUGGGCAUCAGUUUAGCCUGCUUCUCUCUUUCCCUUUCCUUGAUCACAGCUCUGGUACUUGGUAUAUUUAUGAAACACCACGACACACCCAUUGUCAUUGCAAACAACCGAAACCUCACCUACACUCUCCUCAUCUCUCUCCUGCUCUGCUUCCUUUGUGCAUUGCUCUUCAUCGGCCGACCAGAGAAGGUGACCUGCCUCCUCCGACAAACAGCUUUUGGCAUCAUCUUCUCAACCGCUGUUUCUUGUGUCCUGGCAAAAACCUUCACGGUGGUUUUGGCCUUCAUGGCUACAAAACCAGAGUCCAGGAUGAGGAAAUGGGUGGGGAAAGGACUAGGCCACUCCAUUCUCCUUUCCUGCUCCAUGGUUCAAGCAGGGAUAUGUACUGUGUGGCUGGCAACCUCUCCCCCAUACCCAGAUGUGGAUAUGCACUCAGUGACAGAAGAAAUUAUACUAGAAUGUAAUGAGGGGUCUGUGGCCAUGUUUUAUUGUGUCCUCGUCUACAUGAGCUGCCUGGCAACUGUAAGUUUUGCUGUGGCUUUUCUCGCCAGGAAGCUACCGGACAGUUUCAAUGAAGCCAAGUUCAUCACUUUCAGCAUGUUGGUCUUCUGCAGUGUCUGGCUGUCCUUUAUUCCUUCCUAUCUGAGCACCAAGGGAAAAUAUAUGGUAGCUGUCGAGAUCUUCUCCAUCUUAGCCUCCAGUGGUGGGUUGCUGGGCUGCAUCUUUGCCCCUAAAUGUUACAUAAUCAUUCUGAGGCCUGAGCUGAACAACAGGGAACAGUUAAUAAGGAAGAAAAAUUAA